AUGGCGGCGGCAUUCAACAUGGACGAAAUCUAUCGUCUCGUAGACGAUCUGGCGCAAACAACCGACCGCUUCUCCCAACUGAACGCAACAGGAUACGCACCUCCCACUCCAUCCCAUGCCGAAAUCAACAUCCCCGACUAUCGCAUGCUGCCCGAGCUGAUGCGUAGCUCGGCCGGACCCAGACAGUCUCGACAUCGCCGGCCAACAAGUCAGACGACAUCCUCUACCAGGUACAGCAGCACCUGGGACCGUUCCUCAUACCAGGGGUCGGCAGGGUCGUAUCCGUCGACAUCACCCUCCACCAGACCGUCGAGACGAUCUCUACCCGAGAGUGUCGUUGGUCGUAUCGCUGCCAGACUCCCGAACCAAGGCAUAUAUGUACUACCAUGCGAAUUUGCCGCGUAUACUGGCUGCGACGCCAGCUUCGACCUGGAAGAUAUCGACAACUGGAUAGAGCACACCAUCUCCCAUCUCCACGAUAGACCGCCUCCGAAGUCCAUGUGUUGGUUCUGCGACGAAGUCGACUAUCAUGCAGAUAAGCAUAGGUUCGAUGCGAGAACUAUUUUCGAGUAUCGAAUGCACCAUAUUCGCGAUCACAUCAGAGAUGAGCGCUAUACAGUCUGGGACAUGCGCCCUGACUACCACUUUAUCGACCACUUGGAUAAGUACGACAUCAUCGGGAAAGAUGUUAUCGAUACGGCUCGGAGCUGGUGCGAGGGCCCCAGUAGAACCAUGGAGGGUAUUUAUAACCAUGACUUUAUUCCUCCUUCGCAACCCCGCUCAGAGUACGUCCCCUACGACACAAGAGCAGAGGACAGGGAAAGGCAGCGACAGCAACGGAGACAGCGGCAGUCAGCCCGUGGACACCGCUAG
Molecule: messenger RNA, 873 nt
Organism: Neoarthrinium moseri
Lineage: Eukaryota; Fungi; Ascomycota; Sordariomycetes; Amphisphaeriales; Apiosporaceae
Exons: 1
Coding region: 1-873 (290 amino acids)
Source: RefSeq, a predicted model, not a curated record